Molecule: messenger RNA, 2466 nt
Organism: Acanthosepion pharaonis
Lineage: Eukaryota; Metazoa; Mollusca; Cephalopoda; Sepiida; Sepiidae
Source: the annotation of a GenBank genome assembly
AUGGCUGGUUUCUUCAUUUACUCUCUCUUCUGUAUUCUUUCGUACACGUUUACCCUUACCCAACAAAUAUCUUUAUUUUGUUCGCCUGCCCGCACCCAACUAGGCCCACUUUCACUGAUUGUUAAUAAGAGCAUCAUUCAGCCAACCAUUUACUUUAUACAUUCUUUCAUAAUAUAUCUUUAUCUGCUUUUUAACGCCAUCUUCUCCCUAACACUUUUCGUUUGUUUUAUUUUUUUAGCUUUGCUUCUCCAUUUACGCUUUUACAUUAACCGCCUUUUUUCUCAUAUUUCUUCUUACCUCUUUAUAUCUUUCUUCUUAUUCGUUUCGUCGCACGUCUGUCUAUUUAUAUGUUUCCUUUUUCCUAUCCCUUUUUACCACACCUUUUCUUUUCUUCCCUUUUUUUUCUUUUUUCUUCCUUCUUUUUUUAUUCUUUCCUCCCUCUUUUCCUUUGUCUUUUUUCUUCUCUCUUUUUAUUCUUUCCUAUUUAUUUUUCUCUCCGUUCCUCCUUCUUUUCUAUAUUUUUUUCUCUCUAAUUAUCUCCCUCUCUUUACUUUUUCGCUUUUCUACUUUCACUCUCUUUCUUUCUCUCUCUCUCCCUCUCUCUCUCUCUCUCUCUCUCUAUCUAUCUAUCUCUUUCCUUAUCUCUCUAUCUUUUUUCCUUUUUUCACUGUUCUAUUUUUAUUCACUAUUUUGAUUUUCUUUCUUUUAUUGUUUUCUACAUUCAUUCUCUCUCCAUCUAUCUCUUUUCUACUUUCAUUUCCUCUCUAUCUCUUUUGUAUUUCCCCUUUACUAUUUUUAUUCUCUCUUUCCAUAUCUAUCUAUCUAUCUAUCUAUCUAUCUAUCUAUCUAUCUAUCUAUCUAUCUAUCUAUCCCAAUCAGUAUCUAUCUAUCUAUCUAUCUAUCUAUCUAUCUAUCUAUCUAUCUAUCUAUCCCAAUCAGUAUCUAUCUAUCUAUCUAUCUAUCUAUCUAUCUAUCUAUCUAUCCCAAUCAGUAUCUAUCUAUCUAUCUAUCUAUCUAUCUAUCUAUCUAUCCCAAUCAGUAUCUAUCUAUCUAUCUAUCACACCUUCUGUCUUGCCUUUUACUUUCAUUCUCUCUCUUUUGAUUUUUUCACUUUAUUACUUUCAUUUUCUCUCUCUUUUUUCUUUUAUCUCCUUUCUGUAUUCAUUUUCUCUCUCUAUCUCUCUUUCUUUUUUCACUUUCCUACUUUCUCUCUCUCGCUCUCUCUUUCUCUCUCUCUCUCUUUCUCUGUGUCGCUUUUUCAUUCUUAUUUCUGCUAUAUCUUCAUAUCUAUUUCGUCUUCAUCUGAAUUCUCUUCUAUACGCUUUUCUUCCUCACUACAUUAUUCUUAACCUUUUACUUCAUCCUUUUUUAUUCUCUCUCUCUCUCUCUCUCUCUCUCUCUCUAUUUUUUCUUCUAUUUUUCACUUUUUAUCCUUCUCUAUCUUUCCCCGUUGUUCUUUCCGUUCUUCUUUCUGAAGUCAUAAUCUGUUUUCAUUGUAUUCUCGUUUAUAUUUUCUUUCUUCCCCCCUCCCCACCAUUUGCCAUUCUUUACAUUCCUUCUUCUUUCUUACAUGUUAACCAUUCUCACAGCAAUACCUCUUUCUUUCGUUUGGUCGAACGAUCGGCAACGGCAAAAAGGAAAAAUCUACCGGGCGAAACGCAAACGACAUGGAUCAAUAAUGAUAGUGAAUACACCAGCUCCGCCUUCUUCUUUACAUCCACGUUCACUUCAUUUUCUUCUUCCUUCUUUUCUUCUUCCUUCUUUUCUUCUUCUUCUUUUCCUCCUCAUACUCCUCCUUCUUUUAGAAAGUUUCUUAUUCCUUUUCUCCUAAUUAUAUUUAUCCUUGCUUCAAUUUCCUUCUCUCUUGUUUUAUUUUCCGCUGUUUUUUCUUUGACCGUUCUUUUUAACCAUUCCUUUUUUUUUCUUCUCCCUCUUUGUCCUAGAAUACUAUUCUCUCUCUCUCUCUCUCUCUCUCUCUCUCUCUCUCUCUCUCUUAGCAGAAAAACAAUGAAUUUUCUCACCCUCUUUCUCUAUAUAUACGUCCGUUUCUAUUUCACUCACUCUGAGAAUACUACUCUCUCUCUCUCAAUACUAUUCCCCCUCUCUCUCUGUCUCUCUCUUUCUCUCUUAGUAGAAAAAGAAAUAAUUUUCUCUCCCUCCUUCUCUAUAUAUACGUCCGUUUCUAUCUCACUCACUCUGAGAAUAUUAUUCCCCCUCUCUCUCUCUCUCUCUCUCUCUCUCUUGGCAGAAAAAGAAAGAAUUUUCUCACCCCACUUCUCUAUAUAUACGUUCGUUUCUAUCUCACUCACUCUGAGAAUACUAUUCCCCCCUCUCUUUCUCUCUCUCUCUCUCUCUCUCUCUCUUGGCAGAAAAAGAAAUAAUUUUCUCUCCCUCCUUCUCUAUAUAUACGUCCGUUUCUAUCUCACUCACUCUAAGAAUACUAUUCAAUUGUUUCAUCCAGUUUAG